GCCCACCAUUAUCGGUCACGUGACUGGCCGUCGCCCAGGUUGUCUGGAAAGCAUCCUGGUGUUAGCAGUUUACUACCUGUGGACGGAACAAAAUCAAGUAAGGCGUACUUUCCCCUCGCAAUGGAUGAAUUAUGUAGCUAAUAACUAGGAGGAGAGGACAGGGAGCUACUGUUGCGGUGUUUUCCGACACUGGCUGACUGCUCGUACCCGAAGAGGCCAGCUGAAAGGGGCUAGCAAACACUUAGCGCUUAGCUAGUCGUUCAAACUUUGACGGACGGCUAGCUGCUAAAGCUGGUUUACGUCUGUGCAGCCGCCACAGCAUCUGGGUAGGAGACGGUUCUUGUUGUCGUGGCUGUCAUGCCGAGUAAAAUAGCCGGAGACGGCACCACUCUAAGCGGGCCGUCAAUUUAAAAGUAAGGUCGGCGUCGUUGCAAAGUAACUAUUAGCUGCCUCCCCGAAUAAUGACGGCUAAUGCUAACACCAGCGCGUUAAAUUGUUAAACUGACACAUCCAAUGACAGAAAUUGAAAGCGGCACUGUUGUUUCCUCUAAAUGUUGGCGGGGAUUAGGCGGCCGUUACAGCACUACGAACCGCAGAAGCAACACGUCCUUGUUUUUUGUUUUUGUUUUUUUGAUUGAUUUCGGCCAAUCACAUGAGUAGAAAACAAUGCGAAACACCAGGAUGUCAGAUGCGUGGGGAUUAACGUUAACGCAGCAGCAGUGCCUCGAAAACACAGCUGUCCUGUCAUUUCGCUAAUCCCUGCGUUCCUCGCAAUGCAGCCACAAUAGACCUCUUUACUUGCUGAGCCUGUAGCGCAGUCCGACUGUAAGCAUCGUAGUCCAUCAAAUCAGUCCACACAGGCUUCCCCCCCCCUCCUUUAAAAUAAUGUCUGGAGACACAUCUGACAGCAGUGAUGACUCCGAUGGGAAAUCUAACGAGAAGGCAUGCACUGUCGAGCACCAGAUCACCAAUGCCAACCUUACAGGUCACACUGAAAGGGUUGGCAUGGAGAACUUUGAGCUGCUCAAGGUUUUGGGCACUGGAGCUUACGGAAAAGUGUUUCUGGUGAGGAAGAACACCGGCCACGAUGAGGGCCAGCUGUAUGCUAUGAAGGUUUUAAAGAAAGCCGCGAUCGUUCAGAAAGCGAAGACGACAGAACACACUCGCACUGAGAGGCAGGUGCUGGAGCACAUUCGCCAGUCUCCCUUCCUGGUCACGCUUCACUAUGCCUUUCAAACUCAGAGCAAGCUGCACCUCAUCCUAGACUAUGUGAGCGGCGGAGAAAUGUUUACUCAUCUUUACCAGCGAGAUCACUUCUCCGAGGAAGCAGUGCGGAUUUAUAUCGGAGAAAUAAUUCUUGCUCUGGAGCACCUGCACAAGCUUGGGAUCGUGUACCGAGACAUCAAAUUGGAAAACAUUCUUCUAGACAGCGAAGGCCACGUGGUGUUGACAGAUUUCGGGCUCAGCAAAGAGUUUCUGGAGGAAGACAAAGGAAGAACUUACUCCUUCUGCGGCACCAUCGAAUACAUGGCUCCAGAAAUCAUCAGGGGGAAGGCUGGCCAUGGCAAGUCAGUAGAUUGGUGGAGUCUGGGGAUCCUGAUGUUCGAGCUGCUCACAGGAGCUUCUCCUUUUACCUUGGAGGGAGAAAGGAACUCUCAGAGCGAGGUGUCAAAACGUAUCCUGCGCUGCGAUCCACCGUUCCCCUCUAUGAUCGGACCUGUUGCUAAGGACCUGCUGAGGAAGCUGUUGGUGAAAGAUCCACACAAGAGACUCGGCUCUGGACCCCGAGGAGCCGAGGACAUCAAAGCUCAUGCCUUCUUCAAGGGCCUGAACUGGUCUGACCUAGCGCAGAAGAAGGUGUCGAGUCCAUUCAAACCAGAGCUGAAAAAUGAACUCGAUGUGGGCAACUUUGCUGAGGAGUUCACUGGAAUGGACCCCGUCUACUCCCCGGCGAGUACGCCUCCCAGCACAGACCGCCUGUUCCAGGGCUACUCAUUUAUCGCUCCUUCCAUUUUGUUCAAUAAGAACGCAGUCAUGGGAGACUUUGUGGAAAGUCAGAUUGGAUCCGAGCGCCCGGCCUCUGCUUCUGUUCAGCAAAGUGCAAUGUUAAAGGAAUCCCAGUUCUUUCAGCACUACGAGUUGGACCUUCAUGGGCCUCCACUCGGUGAGGGGAGUUUUUCUGUGUGCAGGAAAUGCAGACACAAGCUGAACGGCCACGAGUACGCCGUUAAGAUCGUCAGCCGCAGAAUGGAGGUUAAUACUCAGAGGGAGAUUGCUGCCCUGAGGCAGUGCGAAGCUCAUCCCAACAUCGUCAAGCUGUAUGAUGUCUACACUGAUCAGUAUCACACGUAUUUGGUAAUGGAGCUUCUAAAAGGUGGGGAGUUACUGGAUCGGAUCAAGAAGAAGAAGCUGUUUGGUGAGGCCGAAGCCAGUCAGAUGCUCCAGAGCCUGGUGUCAGCUGUAGGCUUCAUGCACGAGGCUGGCGUGGUGCACAGAGACCUUAAACCUGAGAACGUGCUGUUUACCGACGAGGGCAAGGACUCUGUGCUGAAAGUCAUAGACUUCGGGUUCGCCCGCCUGUGCCCUGCAGGCAGCGCUCCUCUGCAGACGCCCUGCUUCACGCUGCAGUACGCCGCCCCGGAGCUUUUUGAGAGCGCGGGAUACGACAAGUCCUGCGACCUCUGGAGUCUUGGGGUCAUCUUGUACACCAUGCUGUCAGGCCAGGUGCCGUUUCAGAGCGAGCAGUGUGGGAUGACCUCGUCGUACGCUGCAGACAUCAUGCAGAAAAUAAAAGAGGGCGAUUUCUCGUUGGAGGGGGAGGCGUGGAAGGGCGUUUCAGAGGAUGCUAAAGAGCUUGUUAAAGGACUUCUGACCGUGGAUCCAGAGAGCCGUCUGAAACUCUCCGAUCUGAUGGAGAACAGCUGGCUGCAAGGCGGAGCUUCCAUGUCCACCACUCCUCUCUGCACUCCAGAUGUGUUAGAGUCCAGUGGGCCAACAGUCCGCACCUAUGUCAACGCUACGUACAAGGCGUUCAACCGCUGCAAGAGAGAGGGCUUUUUCCUGAAAAGCGUCGACAACGCGCCCCUCGCAAAACGGCGCAAGCUCAAGAUGACGAGCACAGGCGUGGAGACCCGCUGGAGUUCCUCCUCCUCCUCCUCCUCUUCUUCCACCUCCUCCUCGGCAUCCAAAGAACAGCACAAGCAGACUGUGACCCCGAAGCACAGCAAGCCAAAAUGAGACGGCGAGAGCAGCCCUGAAGAAUCAAAGGUGUGUCCUGAUAUGGAGGACACCUUGUCCUCCGGUGGGUCAGCUCUGAAACGGACUGAAACACCUAUGCGGGCACAACGAAAGUUUUUAACGCAAAAUAUCUUCAUUCCUUCUGCCGCACUCUACUCAAACCAAACGUGUAUUUUCUUGAAAAGAGAAGGUGUGCCCACAAAGAUUGGAAUUCCUGUUCAGUAUUUUUUUCUCGGCACAAUCGGUUUAUCGUCACUGUGGCUAGAGAACGGCGCCUGGUUGGAGAAAUGGAGGAAAGGGAAAAACGAGCCAUUAAUGAGCAGAAGCCAUAAAUCCAGCAAAAACAGCAAACCUCUGAAUGCGAAGGCACACUGCAAGCAAACAGGCCUUUUUUUUUAAAUUCAUAAUUGAACUGUAAUAUGUAAUAAUUUAAAGCAGUCAGAGAUGGAGAGAGUUAGGUCAAAGUAUCAAUCCCUACCCUUCAAGUACUCCUCCACAUGAUGGCGCUCUGCUCAAAACAAAUGGAAUAAAGUUUCGACUUUAUGGCUUAAGUUUGAGGCUAAAUUUGAGCCGUUUGCACUAUCAGCAGAGAAUGUAAAACGAUCAACUUAUCAGAAAGAAAGGAAAUGGCUGCAGGGACUGAGCACAGAGGGAUUUAUAUUUUUGAUGUUUAUGUGUCACUUUGUUAUUUAGCAUUGUAUGGGUUGAGCAAUGCUUACUGGGAAGCAGUUGUAUCAGUUUGGUAUAAUUUCAUUGGAAAGGUGCUGGACUUCCAAUACACUACCGGAUUGAGCUCGGCCAAUAAAGGUUUAUGAUCGGCGGAGUUCCACUUCAGAUGUUCAGGAGUAGCAGCUGCCUAAACACAGGCACGCUUGCUGUGAUACGUCUCAUCUUGGUUUCGGUUUGCAAAUUUCUAGCAUGCAUAUUGUAUAUUAGUGUAUAUUAUGGCGUCUCCGACUGAUGAUAGAUUCGUCACUUCAGCACUUGAGUGGUGAGAGCCGAACAGUUUGAUGACGGGCAUGUGAUUCUGCAUCUAGGCUCCUUCUGCAGUGUCCAGCUAGCCUCAGACCAGUGCCAUAGUGGGCUCCCACAGAUACACAGAGGCCUGUCGUCUAAUGACUGAGCUCAGCUUUUUUUUUUCCUUUCCUUUUUUAAAUCUCUCCUCACCUCGCCUGACUUCUGUCUUUUUUCCUGAGGUGGUUUUAGAACACUGUACAGCUUUGAAACUCAAAACCUGUUUAAGAACGAGACGCUUAAUCACGACUUUUCGGUGAAAGUAAUGUACAUACCCUUCUUGAUUUUAGAAAAACAAAACAAAUUAUGUAAUGACUUAUGUUUUACCAGCUGUCUGAAAGGUAUAUUAUUGUUUUUAUUGGACUUCUUAAAUGUUGCACAGUCAGUUGAGCAAUUAAACACAUUUCAGCUUUAACGGUGAUUUUUGCUGAUAUUUAUUACGUUUUUGAUUUUUAAUGCUGUGGUUAUGGGUUUGUCAUGAUUUAGCUCUUGUUGAGGUCCAGCUGUGUGUAUGUGUGUGUGUGUGUGUGUGUGUUUGAUAUACUGAGGGAUGUUUGCAGAUCAGUUGUGCUGAUAUUUCUGUGCCAGAUGACGCGGUAUUGCAACUUUGCUGUAUUCUUUUUCUGUUGUGGUUUCCCACUGAUGUCGUUUUGAAUUUAUCUGGUUGUUUGUUGAUGUUUUUACUCAAGAAUUGCUUUUAUCGAUGUUGAGAUUCUUCUCUUGUUGGGGAUUUUGUUUUCCUUUUCUCUCUUCUUUUACCUCUCAUUAAGUUUUAGCGUUACUAUUUUACUGUCAUUGUCAAUGUCCUAACUGGGAAUUUUUCUUUUGCACCAAGAUUAGUAUUUUUGUCCUUUUGGUUGGUGCAAAAAUAAAUAUUACUUUGAAAUAUC
Messenger RNA from Fundulus heteroclitus (mummichog), 5141 nucleotides. RefSeq names its product ribosomal protein S6 kinase, polypeptide 4 (gene rps6ka4). Lineage: Eukaryota; Metazoa; Chordata; Actinopteri; Cyprinodontiformes; Fundulidae. Gene Ontology annotation, molecular function: magnesium ion binding; protein serine/threonine kinase activity; ATP binding. The record is from RefSeq and is a predicted model, not a curated record. Gene Ontology annotation, biological process: protein phosphorylation; intracellular signal transduction; regulation of DNA-templated transcription.